AUGCCGAUCAAAUGGGUUUUGCGUUGGCAAUCAAAUGCAGGCACAACAGUCAAUAGUCAAAUACUGAUAGAAGUAUCUAAUUGUACUGAGAGCAUCAAUGGUGUUAAAGAAGGAAGAUGGAAAAAUACUUUUACCUUCUAUAAGCCCAUACUCAAAGAACAAGCAAAUGCAUCGGAAUUUUCCCAAAAAAUUUUGGGGGUUUCACUUCAAGAACAACCCAACAAGUUUUACAUGGAACUUAGUAGGCAACGACUGGUUGUGAAAGCAGAGUCAUCAAUGCAGAUGAUAAAGGAGAACUUACAAUCUUAUAGAAUGAAGGUUGCAGUUAAUCGAGAGGGGUUUCAGUAUCGACUUGGUGACUUCCGGCUGCGAGUAGGCAAAGCUAUUCCAAUAAAUUCUGAGAACUUGAGGGGAAUAGUUAUGGAGAUGGAGUAUCUUCCGAUUUCCUCAUGGAAAACAUCACAUUUAAUUAUGAGUGAAUUCUUCGAGAUAUGGAAGGAAACUCUGGGGAAAAGAUCAUUACCGGGUCAUUUUGUGCAUGUUGAACCAAAUUUUUCAGAGUUUGGCCUCUCUGAUCAAUACACUUCACAACACACAGUUGUACAAUAUGCUAGCAUCUUGGCUCAAAUGGCAACAACAUCUCAAUCAUCACAAGCAACUAGAAAUUAG
Molecule: messenger RNA, 669 nt
Organism: Solanum tuberosum (potato)
Lineage: Eukaryota; Viridiplantae; Streptophyta; Magnoliopsida; Solanales; Solanaceae
Product: mediator of RNA polymerase II transcription subunit 20a-like
Exons: 5
Coding region: 1-669 (222 amino acids)
Biological process (GO): regulation of transcription by RNA polymerase II
Cellular component (GO): mediator complex
Molecular function (GO): transcription coactivator activity
Source: RefSeq, a predicted model, not a curated record